Molecule: messenger RNA, 5387 nt
Organism: Sinocyclocheilus anshuiensis
Lineage: Eukaryota; Metazoa; Chordata; Actinopteri; Cypriniformes; Cyprinidae
Gene: stat6
Product: signal transducer and activator of transcription 6, interleukin-4 induced
Exons: 18
Coding region: 167-2332 (721 amino acids)
Biological process (GO): regulation of DNA-templated transcription; signal transduction
Molecular function (GO): DNA binding; DNA-binding transcription factor activity
Source: RefSeq, a predicted model, not a curated record
AGAAGAGCUGCAUCAGGAUGACCAAUAGGCAACAGCUUCAGUGUCAGUGUAAAGCGAAAGUAGGUGGAUAGAAAGAAAAAAAAAAAACAAACGCACACGGAAGGCGCAGACUUAUAUCUCUUUAGGUGUGUUAAAGAGCUGGCGUCGAAAUCAGUGCUUGCACACUAUGGCGCUGUGGGCGCAAAUGACCCCUAAGUUACAGUACCUGCCAACUGAGACGCUGAAUGAACUCUACCCAGACACAUUCCCUCUGGAUGUCAGGCACUAUCUGGCCGGCUGGAUAGAGGAACAGAGAUGGGAGAACUUUGAUGUAGACAACAUGGAGCAGGAGCCUCAGGCCCGAAGGCUGUUGGAUCAGAUGGUGCAUUUGCUGCAGGAGGUGGCCCAACACAAUCCUAACGUGGUGGAGAGGGUCAAACUACAACAUAUCAGCCGGAACUUGAGUGUGUUCCAGCAACAACCCAUGCAACUUGUGAGGACAGUUCGAGAUAUUCUAAGGAAAGAAAGUCAUUUAUUAGCACAGGUUGGUUUGCACCACAACUUCCCACCCUUCCAGCAAAUUCCUCAGGAUCCUCUAGCUACCAAUGGCACCCCACAACCUGCAAGGGAGGAUGGUAAGACUGAUGUGGACAAGCUGGUGCUCAAAGUUCUGGAAAUUCAGAGCUGCCGCCAAACACUUCAUCAGCUUCAAGAGGAUUUGAACUGGGAAAAACAGGAAAUGGAGUCGAUUCAAGGUCAAAAUGAGUUGGAUCCACAGCAUUCAGAUCAAGUCACUAGACAGAAUCGCAUACAGCAGCUUGAGUACAACUAUUCAGUCUGUGCAAAGAAACGCAUGCAGCUCCUUCAAGAGGCCGUGUGCGCUCUGGAGCUUUGCCAGUCCUGUCUUAUUCUCAGAAUUAAGUCCUGGAGGUGGGAACAGUACCGAGCAACCAUUGGCUUGCACUUUGAUGACAACCUUGGCCCUCUUCAGACAUGGUGUGAGCAGUUGCUUGGAGUAAAUAGUAACCUGAGGCAGGAGCUCAUGUUGGUGAAGAGAGACCACGGAGGGGUUGAGCAGUUUCACACGUUGCAGGAAAGCCUGGCACAUCUGCUCCAGACUCUCAUACAGAAUUCAUUGGUAGUAGAUAAGCAGCCUCCCCAGGUCAUCAAAACCCAAUCCAAGUUUUCCACCACUGUACGCUAUCUGCUGGGAGAGAAGAUGGCCCCUGGGAAACCUGUCCUGUUGAAGGCUCAGAUUAUUACUGAGGCUCAAGCGAGACAAGGUGUUGUACCCAAUGAAAAUGUAGGAGAACUUAUCAACAGCACGGCCAUCUUAGAGCACAACACUGCAAGCAAGAACACAUGUGCUACCUUUAGAAACAUGUCCAUAAGGAAGAUCAAACGAGCUGACAGGAAGGGCUCUGAGUCGGUGACGGAGGAAAAGUUCGCUUUGUUGUUUACCACAGAAUUAACCAUCACUGGCUGUGAGAGCCCUUAUAGCAUUCAGACAAUCUCUCUUCCUGUGGUUGUAAUUGUACAUGGUAGUCAGGAAAUCAAUGCUAUGGCGACCAUCAUAUGGGACUGUGCCUUCUCUGAGCCUAACAGGAUUCCGUUCAUCGUUCCAGAGCGUGUGCCCUGGAAGCAGAUGUGUGAAGCUCUUAGCAGUAAGUUCAUGUCUGAAGUGCAGACGCAGCAGGGCUUGGACAGAUACAACUUUCACUUUCUUGCCCAGAAGACCUUCGACCAACCAGACAUAUCUGAAGAUUUCAGCAAUAUGCCAGUGUCCUGGGCUCAGUUCAACAAGGAAGUUCUGCCUGGUCGAAACUUCACCUUCUGGCAGUGGUUUGAAGGGGUGAUGGAUCUUACAAAGAAAUGCCUGAGAGACUAUUGGAGUGAAAAAUUGAUCUUUGGCUUCAUUGGAAAACAGCAUCUCCAUGUCAUCCUGCAAAACAAACCCAACGGCACCUUUCUUUUGCGCUUUAGUGAUUCCGAGAUUGGUGGCAUCACCAUCGCCUAUGUGGGUCCCAGUGAUAACGGAGGCAGGAAAAUCCAGAAUAUCCAACCAUUCACUAAGAAGGAUCUGGAUUCAGCUGGCCUUGGCGACCGCAUACGGGAUAUUAACUGCAUCACUCAUGUGUAUCCAGACUUACCAAAGAACGAAGUAUUUAAGAAAUUCUUUACAGGUGUACUUCCUCAGUCUACACCUCCAUAUAUGCCAGAGCAAAUGCCUGGUCAAGGACCACUCUACACAUCACCCAUGCCACAAGCUCCCUCAAGUGAAGAAAUAGACAUGGAAGCACUGGAGGGAAUUUUGUCAUCAAUUUGUCAAAAUACUAACAAAGAUCUUCAUUAGAGGUACAGCCUCUGUUCUUGUUGGACAAAGGCUAUCAGGUGGCUUGGUGCUUUAAGGACAUCCAGCACAACUCGCACAUCCCAAAAGGACAUAUUACCCAUUUGCUCCCAAAACAAGUGUAUCAGUAGAAAUGUACUUUUCUUACAUUCAUAUCCAUGAAUCAUUGGGCGGUGGGUGUCUUCAUCACAUGGAUUGUAUACAACUCAAUGUCACACUCGCUUUCUCCUGCGUAAACACACUAACCGUGCAGUGUAAAGGAACAGUGUGUUCAACUUAAUAAUCAUAGUGAAUGAUUGCUAGCAACUUUUUAAUGAAAUUUCUACGAGAAGCAGGUGAACCUUUGGUCUCAUUAGUCUUAUUAGCGUGAAGUACCUAAACUCGCAAGUCGUUCCGUUUCGGUCUUAUGACUACUCUUGAAAGUAUCAUUAUAACUGACAAGUGAAACAGGAAAUUAUUUGCUAUCAGGUGAUUUUAUCAAGAGAGACCAAAUAGAUUUAACAUGUUACACAUUUUUGUCUGCCAGAAUUUUUUUUUUCCUUUAAAUUUGAUGCAGAAAAACAUAUUCCAGUGUGGAUAUUUGACCAUAGAUUAGCGAUAUUUUACUCUCAAUGUCCUGAAUGAAAUGGAUUGUCUGCAGAUGCAGACACAGAUGUGAGCUGAAAUGUAUAGCAUCACAGCAUUCUCUUAGAAAUGAUAGGUUUUACUAAACUCUAUGCAAAUAUUCAUUUUGUGCCAUACUCCAUAUAGACAGUAGUUUAUUUGGUUGUUUCAUUUGCAUGACUUGUGCGUGAUCACAUAUUCAACAUUCAGUAUUCGCAUGAGUCUACAAGUUUUUUUAAAUUACAUAUCACUAGCGAGUUUUGCUUUACUCUGCCAUGUAUCAUUUGUUCCUCCAGUUGCACAAAAUGAUCUAUAACUCAAUUUUAUCUGCAAACCUCUCUUUACAUAAUCAAUGGGUAAAAGUCAUGUAAAAUACAUAUCAUGAGCACAAAAUAAGUUUUAAGGUUUUAUGUCAGAUGUAGACAUAAUACUGUGUCCACAUACUCUACAGUGUUCUGUGUCACCUUUUCUGUAUUUAGUCUUUAGUGCUACAAGUCGUCAACGUUCUUAAAAUUGAAAUGUAAUAUACAUAGUUUCUCUACCUUAAACUGUGAUUUUUGCCAUCCAACAAUACUGCUCUAUAUCAUGUAAAAUAUAAAGCUUUCAUCUUAGUGCUUUGAAUAUGAAAAUAUAUCAAAUGGAAUGUUUUUCAAAGGUGCCAUCAGUAACUGUUUGUAUUUAGUCCAGUAGAGUACCACACAUUUUAGUUUCUGUUGUCUAUUCAGAUGUUCUUUCUGUAGCACUAACUGAUAAUUGUGCUAGAUAUGAAUCUGCCUGACCGAUACCCGAAAAUCUCACCAUAUUCCUGUUACUGGCCACAGAGAAGUAUAAAGCACUUACGCAUUUGUCUAUGAAAAAUGUUAAAAGUUGCCAUUUUUCUUUUUUUAAUACAUGUGACCAUAUAAGAAUUUUUUUAAAGAAAUGUUCAUAUUCCCAUCUUUUAAAUCUGAUAAAGUCAAAAUCCAUUAAAGACAGAGUCUCGUGCCUGAGUAUUAAAUAGUUAAGGAUUUGUUCCGAAUAAAUGAUUCUGUCACAUUUCAUAAGAUUAUAAAAUAAAACAAGUAAUUUGACAAUGAAUGAAUGUUAGUGUUAAUUGAGAGAUGAUAAAAAUGGACAAUUGUUAAUGCAAUUUAAGCACACUCCAGAGUCCUCAUCAAACUACCAAAGAAGAGACAUUCACUAACCUGAACUUAUACUCGGCUAUAGCUUUAAAAUUAAAAAAGCAAAUCUUUACAAUUUACACAAGACUUUGAGCACAAAAUGUCUAAUUUUCAUGUAAACAUUGACAUUUAUAUGUAGAAAGUCCAUUUAAUUAAAUGUCUUCAAAAAGAGUGUGCUUACAGAGCCCAAUGGUGAGGUUUGAAGAUCUUUCAGGCGACUCUGGUCUCCCUUCAGUCAGAUCUUGGAUAGGAAGACACUAUUAGGAAAGAGUGCAGAAAGGCAAAGGGUGGGUGUAGUGAUCGCCUUUCAUUCCAUCAGAUCCAAACGCUACAAGAACAUAAAUGUGCAUUUAAAUCCAGACAUCCCAGUCACUCAGCAAUCAUCUAAAUGAAGUGAAGCGUUGACUGAAUUACCGUGAAAAACAGUAAUGGUCAUUGUAUCAUAAUGCAUCCAUGUUUGGAACCAGUUCUGCUCACAUUAGUGAGUUUUAAAAUUUCUUUUACACAAAUACUCUCUCGCCUGAGACAAAAUAUCAUUGCUUUUGAUAUCUAGUUCAGCUACUUACACACAAAAUAAUGCCAAACCCCCUAAUAUAAACAGGACAUCUAUGCAUGCAGAUUUAUGGCAGAAAAAGUUAAAUGAAAAUGCCUGAAACGGUAUGAAUCAGUGAAAAUGUACGCCAUAAUACUUUUGGAAGUACUAAACACAAGUUUUGAAAAUGACACGACGGGAAGAAAAUUAAGUUCUUCAAUCUGGUAAAGGCUAAAUGUUAGGGUAUAACAACUGACUUCUUGUGUUUUGUGUUUACUAUUUUAUAUGAAUGAUGGUGUGACUGCUUCUUUUAAAGAAACACAUGCUGGGCAAUUAGGCCACAGUUAAACAAUACAACAGUUUGAAGCAGACUCAAAGAGGGAUCCAAAUUCCCAAAGGAUUUAUAAAGCUUUUAGUCGUGAAUGAACAUCCAACUAAACCAAGAUUCAAAGGAACGUUUCCUUCAUUUUGGGAGAUAGAAAAAAGAACAUUGCAUUAAUACAAACAGAUGGCGAAUGGUGGAAAUGAAAGAGCCAAACUGGAAACCCUUGGAAAACACACACGCGCACACACCACGCACAACUGAAUAAUGUCGACUGUAAGUAGAAUGUAAAGAAAUCGGUUGCAAAAUGCUAAUAAUAUAGUACGUGUGUCACAUCUCUGAAAAAUCAAAGAAAAAAUAAACUGAAAUGAAUGUGUGAGAUUUAAACCCUGUGAAACUGGAAAGCAUGCAGAAGUCCCCUUCUAGUGUAGUUCACUCUUA